AUGGGACGGCCUAUCCGUAGUGCGUCCCACCUAGCGGCCGUAGCAAUCUCGUGCCUGAAGGAACCCCAUGUGUUUGCGUCCGCCGUGACUGACCUGCCGCGCCACGCGCUUGCUGUGCACGUUGGAGGUGAGGUCCCCGAGGGGCGCGUACUCCUGCGCGAACACGUAGAAGCCGGCCGUCUCGAAGGCGACGUCGUACGUGGUGAUGAUGCCGUAGGCCGUGUACUGCUUGGGCAGCGCCUUCAGCACCAUCUCGGUGUCGGUGAUCUUGCCGAACCAGCCCUCGCCCACGAUCUGCAGGAUGUCGAACUCGUCCGAGAGGCACACCUGCGCAUGAGGACGGGGUCAGAGGAAGGGAGAGAGAGAUAUGUUGCUGAACUAGCGGUGGCGACAGAGAUUUCUGCGAUGACGAUGGAUGGGCCUUCGGAUGGCCACCUAUCCAGGAGCGGAAUUAAACGCCGGGACAAGUCCUUCCCCAAUCGCCCCGGCGGCGAAGACGUUCGGGCUGUGGUUGAAACCUCUCCCACGGAGCCGCCAGGGGCGGCAGCGCGCGCGCGCGCGGCACGCGACGGGCAUCGAUCGCGGGCGAAGGACGCGCGGGGCGGAAGCGUCGCCCCCAGGGCGGGAGGGUUGUGUGGCCGGCGGCGGCGGCGGCGGCGGAGCGUUCCGGCAACCGCCAACGUUCGCUUGUCCUCCCAGCGCUUUCCUUUUGUUCUGCGCGCUGGCGGCCCGCGCGCCGCCGCUGGCCCGCGGCCCCCGCUGCUCCGCCGCCGCGGCGCACUACAGCUUCCACCGCCCGCCCCCGCCGGGGACCCUCGAGGACCUAUUUUCUUACGUUCCGAACCAAAUGAAGCAGUCAGGGGGCGAUCAGAAGGAGGCUGGGGCAACUAUCCGCUAGCCCCGACUUAA
Molecule: messenger RNA, 909 nt
Organism: Gryllus bimaculatus (two-spotted cricket)
Lineage: Eukaryota; Metazoa; Arthropoda; Insecta; Orthoptera; Gryllidae
Source: the annotation of a GenBank genome assembly